AUGGUGAAGCGUUGGUAUCAUUUGUCAGAUCUUCUGCUCCAGGCAACUCCAAUCCAGCACUGUAUCAUCUUCCCAGCUCUGGUAGAAGACCCUUUUAUGGCGCAGUGUGCCAUAAAAGACAGGCCGGUAGAAGGUCGACUUGUGGUUGUGCCAAUUGUUGUGCCUUAUUCAGAAACUUUGCUGCUCUAUGCCGUCAUCAACGCGGACAGUGCUCGCGUCCAUUGGGCGAAUGGACGUCGGACACAGCCGAGUCGUCUCAUCAUCGUAUUUAGGACAUGA
Messenger RNA from Protopolystoma xenopodis, 279 nucleotides. Lineage: Eukaryota; Metazoa; Platyhelminthes; Monogenea; Polystomatidea; Polystomatidae. The record is from the annotation of a GenBank genome assembly.